Messenger RNA from Chaetomium strumarium, 3335 nucleotides. RefSeq lists its product as uncharacterized. Bases 349 to 3267 code for a protein of 972 amino acids. Gene Ontology annotation, cellular component: mitochondrion. The transcript has 2 exons. The record is from RefSeq and is a predicted model, not a curated record. Gene Ontology annotation, biological process: mitochondrial translation; leucyl-tRNA aminoacylation. NCBI's taxonomy places the organism in Eukaryota, Fungi, Ascomycota, Sordariomycetes, Sordariales, Chaetomiaceae. Gene Ontology annotation, molecular function: ATP binding; aminoacyl-tRNA deacylase activity; leucine-tRNA ligase activity.
ACAGAGUGUCUGUGCGUUCGCACAAAGCUUGAGUGCCGGCUUGGCGGCAGCCAAUUUGAGAUCUCACUGAGAUCUCUCAAUGAAGCUCAAUGUCUGGCCGAGAUGAGAAUUAUGUCUUUUGUGUCACGAAUAGAAUCUUGUCAGUGCUAGUAGGUUGUUCAAGUUGUUUUAAUAAUAGGCCGUCAACACGACUUUAGGUGGCCAAUUCUAACACAGAAAUGCUCUAAAUGUAGGCCAGUCCUUGCAUGGUACCACUGUUAAGCUUCAUCGGACGACAACCAGGUUCAAGGUGAUGGGCUGAGGCAGGGACAGAACAUCCGUUCGCCGACUAAAGACAAUGUGAUCACGAUGCCUAUCACUUACAUGAGGUCGAUUGGCCGCAACUUUGCCCACCUGGGCUCAGCACGCCUCCGACCCACGAUCGCUCAUGGAGCUCUAGCUUCGUCGCCGUCCUACCGUGCAUGGAUUGCACUCCGGAGCCUCAGUGCCACGGCUGCAAGCUAUGCUGAUGUCAGGCUGGACUUGCCCGCCCUUGACGCCAAAUGGCGGGAGAAGUGGUCUUCCCUACCGGACUCUGCCCCUGAAACCAGCAAUGCAGGGGCCAGAGGGAAAUACGUGCUGCCCAUGUUCCCGUACCCCUCCGGGCACCUGCAUCUGGGACAUCUCCGCGUCUACACCAUCGCCGAUGCGGUCGCGAGGUUCCAUGCCCUCCAAGGGCACAACGUGCUGCUGCCAUUUGGCUGGGACGCCUUCGGGCUCCCAGCAGAGAACGCCGCCAUUGAGAGGGGCAUCAACCCGGCCACGUGGACGAGAGCAAACAUCGCCAAGAUGAAGGAGCAGCUUGACUUGAUGAACGGGUCUUGGGACUGGUCUCGCGAACUAGCCACCUGCGAUCCGAGCUUCUACAAGCACACGCAGAAGAUCUUCCUCCUCUUGCACGAGCAGGGGCUAGCUUACCAGGCGGAAGCCGAUGUCAACUACGACCCGGUCGACAAGACGGUGCUGGCGAACGAGCAGGUCGAUGCGAACGGGUGCUCCUGGCGGUCCGGCGCCAAGGUCGAGAAGAGAAAGCUGAAGCAGUGGUUCCUUCGCAUCUCCGAGUUCCGAGACUCUCUGCUGCAGGACCUCGAGGUGCUAGCAAAGAAUGAGGCCUGGCCGGACAGGGUGUUGGCGAUGCAAAAGAACUGGCUUGGCAAGUCCACGGGCGCCAUCAUCAAGUUCCCUAUCCUGGCAUUCGAGCAUCAUAUGCACGCUGCGAUCGAGGUCUUCACCAGCCGGCCGGAUACCCUGUUUGGUGUACAAUAUCUGGCGCUUGCGUCGACCCACCCGGUGGUUUCGAAACUGGCGGAGAGGGACCCGGAGCUGCAGGCUUUCCUGGACACACUUCCCGGACUACCGCCCGAUUCCAAGGUUGGCUAUCUGCUGCCUCACAUCCGGGCCGUCAACCCACUCGCAUACCACGAAGCUACGCCAGAGGCCACCAAACGAUCCAUCCCUGUUUACGUAGCCCCCUACGUUCUCGGCGACUACGGCGAAGGAGCCGUAAUGGGGGUCCCAGGGCACGAUGUUCGUGAUCACGCCUUCUGGAAGGCCCAUCACUACGACGAGCCCGUUAGGUUCGUGCUCGCCGCAUCCGAGGAUGAGUCUACCACGGCCAUGCGGAACGACCCUUAUGUGGACCACGGCAUCAUGACGGAGCACAGCGGAUUGUUCAAGGGCAAGUCAUCUACGGAGGCUGGGCGGAUGCUCGUUGCUAUGCUCGAAGAGGCGGGUCUCGCCAAGUCGGCUGAAAAGUGGCGUCUCAGAGACUGGCUGAUCAGUCGCCAGCGAUACUGGGGGACACCCAUCCCUAUUGUGCACUGCGAGUCAUGCGGGGCCGUGCCGGUCCCCGACGAGCAGCUCCCGGUGGUGCUCCCGGAGGUUGACGAGCAUUGGUUGGAUAAGAAGAUGGGCAAUCCGCUCGAGGGUCUCGAGGACUGGGUGAAUACCUCGUGCCCGAAGUGCAGCGGCCCGGCCAAGCGGGACACAGACACCAUGGACACGUUCGUCGACUCCAGCUGGUACUACAUGCGUUUCAUUGAUGCGCAUAACAAGGAUGCGCCCUUCUCGGCCGAAAAGGCGAAAUCAAUGCUGCCCGUGGACCUCUACAUCGGAGGCAUCGAGCAUGCGAUCCUGCAUCUGCUCUAUGCCAGAUUCAUCUACAAAUUCCUCAUGACCUCGCCGCUUGUCCCAGAUGCCGCAACGGCAGACACGGCGGCGCAUGAGCCCUUCCGACGACUCGUGACCCAAGGCAUGGUUCACGGUAGGACGUACAGCGACCCGGCAACGGGCAGAUUCCUGAAGCCGGACGAAGUCGACCUGAGCGACCCCGCGAACCCAAAGGUCGUGGCUACAGGCGAAACGGCUACCGUCAGUUACGAGAAGAUGUCCAAAUCGAAACACAACGGGGUGGACCCGACCAACGUCAUCACCCAGCACGGAGCUGACGCGACCCGGGCACACAUGCUUUUCCAGGCGCCCGUCAGCGAGGUCCUCGACUGGGAUGGCGACAAGAUCGUCGGCGUCACCCGGUGGCUCGGCCGUGUCCAUGACAUGGUCCAGAGGCUCGCCUCCGCUUCGACAACAGAAGCAGACACGCCGAGAAGCUACUUCGAGCGCACCGCCGGCAGACUCAGCUCCAUGACGGCGGAGGAGCUGGCGCAGUGGGACGUGGACGUGGCGCUCUGGCGCGACGUGCAAAGAACGAUUGCGUCGGUCACGGCGUCCUACGACAAGGUUUAUGCGCUGAACACGGUUGUCUCGGACCUCAUGAGCCUGGCGAAUACCAUCCAGGAGAACGACAGUGCGGCGAGCGAAUUUGUUCAAAGGCAUGCUGUCUCAGCCCUCCUGCGCAUGAUGGCGCCCAUCACACCCGCCUUUUCGGAGGAGUGCUGGAGCAUCAUGGGCUUCCAACGCGAAGGCGGGUCGUCGAUGUUCAAGGGCCAGAGCAGGGCAAGGUUCCCCGAGCUGGACGGUACGCUGGAGCUCGAGUUACUGCAGCCGAGGAAGCAAACGUGCGCGGUGCAGGUGAAUGGCAAACUGAGGGCCGUGGUAGAGAUCCCGAAACCAAACGGGCUGGUCGGUGAUCGGCUCAGGGAUUGGGUCGUCGCUGAGAUCUUGAAGACGGACGAAGGCAAGACCAAACUGUCUAGCGGGCCAAUGGACGUUGCACAGGCAAAGAAGGUGAUCGUGAUCAAGGAUGGAAAGCUUGUAAACUUUGUAUUAUGAUGUACAAUGACACAUUAGGCCGGGCGAUGGACUGUGUGCUGUACAAUACAACUAAAGGUACCUAUGCG